Gryllus bimaculatus (two-spotted cricket) is the source of this 813-nucleotide messenger RNA. The record is from the annotation of a GenBank genome assembly. Lineage: Eukaryota; Metazoa; Arthropoda; Insecta; Orthoptera; Gryllidae.
AUGAAACUGAAACUGUGUGGACGACGAGAAUGGAAUUUAGACGAUAGUUACAUGAUGGCGCCCAGAACAGAGUUUUUCGACGCUUCACCAAGUGUGCUGCUUUUCGACCAAAGGGAAGAAUUGUUACAAAUAAGAAUUGUUCAGAAAUUAAAAAUAACAAACGUCCUGUCCAUAACAAUAUGCGUUGUCUUACUAAUCGACAAGCAACUUGACUACUAUUACUCAAAUGAAAAGUUUAACUAUGUGUUUAUGAUAACUAUUAACGCCAUUAUGUUAAUGUCAAACUUUUUAAUACUGCGAGGUGCAUGGAUGCAACAACAGAGAUAUGUGAUGGCCUGGAUUUUCCUGUAUAUUGUGCUGGUGUUCUUGGAAAAUGUAGUUGGUAUAUCUGCAUUUAUUCUUGCAAUGGUAGCUCAUGCAUCUGCAUGGUGUGCUGUGCCAUUUGUUCUGAUGAUCAUUUUAGAUGUUUUGUAUGUCUACUGCAUUCUCACAGUCCACAAAUACUGCCGCAGUUUGGAAGGAUAUUCUGUAUUUCCUUGAAUUCUGAAUUUUUUAUUUAAAAACUUUGAGUGACCAAAAAAAAAUACAAAAUCUCACUUGUAGGCCUAUAUUCAUUUAUUAUAUUGUGUUAUAAUGUCACUUCAUAAUGUGAAUCUGAGUAUUUAUUAUAAGAACUAAUUUUGUACAAAAAUGUACAAGUGACGGCAGCAAAUCAGUAUUGUCUAGUUUAUUACUGUAAAUAAUUUAUCAUUGUACAACAUUGUAUAAUACGCAAUUAUUUUGUAUGUAAAUUAUGUGUAAUUGAAUGAGAAG